Messenger RNA from Fraxinus pennsylvanica, 321 nucleotides. The record is from the annotation of a GenBank genome assembly. Lineage: Eukaryota; Viridiplantae; Streptophyta; Magnoliopsida; Lamiales; Oleaceae.
AUGACAUGCUGCAGAAACACUGGAGAGUUUGGUUACUGGCAGCUGAGGCACUUCGUAUUAACAAGUUUGGCUUUGGCUCUAGAGGCCUUCCACACCAUGGUCAUGAUCUUCACCGACUGUGAACCGCCGUGGCAGUGUUCUACCGCUGGAUGCUCGUCUGAGUCGAAAAGCGUGUGCCAGCUUGAAACCUGUUCGUGGGAGUGGAUUGGUGGUGCAAGAAGCUCCACGGUGGCUGAAUUUGGAUUGAUUUGUGGGCAGAAAUACAAGAUUGGAUUGGUUCAGUCCUUGUUUUUUGGUGGCUGCAUGACAGGUCAGUUCUAA